GGAAUUGUGUUCGAUAUGGACAAAAUCAGACAGCUCAGAACCGGUUCGAAGGAGUUUUACCACAAAAUUCAAACCAACAGUAGUGCCGUGUCGGUGUUGUUUAGCAGACCCAAACGCAAAGGAGCCGGCGUGACUAUGGAACAAAUCAAGGCAAAGUACGAAAAGCCAGUCAGCAAAGGCGGUUACAUGUAUGAAUCAGGAAUUGAUCCCGGCCAGAAAACAAAAAUGGCCUGCGUGCGUCGGACUUCCGCUACUGGAACUGAAACCAACAUCAAAUUAUCGAGUAUUCAAUAUCACUGGGGUGCGCGACAAGGAAUGCGCGUCAAACAGGCCACGAAAAUGACCAGAAAGUACGAUCACGAUGGAAAUCAUUCACAAGUACAUCGAGUCUAA
Messenger RNA from Sitodiplosis mosellana (orange wheat blossom midge), 393 nucleotides. RefSeq lists its product as uncharacterized. The transcript has 3 exons. The record is from RefSeq and is a predicted model, not a curated record. NCBI's taxonomy places the organism in Eukaryota, Metazoa, Arthropoda, Insecta, Diptera, Cecidomyiidae. Bases 16 to 393 code for a protein of 125 amino acids.